Messenger RNA from Annulohypoxylon maeteangense, 3440 nucleotides. RefSeq names its product glycosyltransferase family 35 protein. Gene Ontology annotation, biological process: glycogen catabolic process. Gene Ontology annotation, molecular function: glycogen phosphorylase activity; pyridoxal phosphate binding. The record is from RefSeq and is a predicted model, not a curated record. Bases 350 to 3007 code for a protein of 885 amino acids. Lineage: Eukaryota; Fungi; Ascomycota; Sordariomycetes; Xylariales; Hypoxylaceae. The transcript is spliced from 8 exons. Gene Ontology annotation, cellular component: cytoplasm.
AGGCGUCCUUUGUUUUUUUUCUCUUUGAUAUUUCUUACCUAUCUUCUACUCCUCUCUCCAUCCUCGUGGAAAAGAAGGUUGAUCGUGUUGGAAGAGAGACAGAGACAGGAAGAGCUUUAGUUGCCCCGCGGUGAUCGUCGUUCGACCAGGAACCGGAGCUCUAUCUCCUCUCCUUACAAGCUCACCCUGCUAGCUCUAUCAUCAACAACCCCGCCCCCUCAAUUCUAUCAUCGGUUACCCCUGCUUCGCACUUAUUAUUGGCUCUUGGGACCCAGCUAUCUUUUCUCUGUCCUAGUUAGCUCGUUCUGUCUUUAGACGUAGCCUCAGAUCCUAAGUUCCAGCUUUUAAAAUGGCUUCGACAGAACGUCUACCAACUAGGGAACGUCGCCCUUCGACGGCGGCACCUAUUGUCGAUAUCGUCGGUUCCGUGGGCCCCGCGGGCAUCUCUCGUCCUAAACACAAGCGCACCUUUACGGGUUUCGGGGCCAGUGAUAUCAAAAAUGUAGAAGCGGCGAUCCCCGAACCUCAACGUGAAGUAUGGAGCAAAUACCAAUUCGAAGGUUUCAAGACAAAGGACGAGUUUGAAAAGGAGGUCGUUCGACAUGUUGAGACAACUUUGGCUCGUAGCAUGUUCAACUGCGACGAGUCAGCUGCAUACUCGGCUACCAGCUUGGCGCUGCGUGAUCGCCUAAUUAAAGAAUGGAACAAGACUCAGCAGCGCCAGACCUUUGCUGAUAGUAAGCGCGUCUACUAUCUCAGUUUAGAGUUCUUGAUGGGACGUGCUUUAGACAAUGCUAUGCUCAAUGUUGGCGCGAAAAGCACUGCUAAAGAGGGCCUUUCGGACCUCGGAUUCCGCAUUGAGGACAUUAUCGGCCAAGAACACGAUGCUGCGCUAGGAAAUGGUGGACUUGGACGACUUGCAGCUUGUUUCCUCGACAGCCUUGCGUCCUUGAAUUUCCCUGCCUGGGGAUAUGGUUUGAGAUAUCGGUAUGGUAUUUUCAAGCAGGAGAUCAUUGAUGGAUACCAAGUCGAGGUACCCGACUACUGGCUUGACUUUAACCCCUGGGAAUUCCCAAGACAUGACGUCACUGUCGAUAUUCAAUUUUAUGGUAAUGUCCGUAAGAGUCAAGAUGAAAAUGGCAAGACGUUGGCGACUUGGGAUGGCGGCGAAAUUGUCACCGCUGUAGCCUACGAUGUGCCAAUUCCUGGCUACGACACACCAUCCACUAACAACCUUCGAUUAUGGUCCAGCAAAGCUGCCAGUGGCGAGUUCGACUUUCAAAAGUUCAACAGCGGGGAAUACGAAAGCUCAGUAGCAGACCAGCAACGAGCCGAAACCAUCAGCGCCGUUUUAUAUCCGAAUGACAACCUAGAUCGUGGAAAAGAGUUGCGUCUCAAGCAACAAUACUUUUGGGUUGCCGCUUCGCUUUACGACAUCGUUCGUCGAUUCAAGAAGACGAAGCGUGCUUGGAGCGAAUUCCCCGACCAGGUCGCAAUUCAACUUAAUGAUACUCACCCAACGCUUGCUAUCGUAGAGCUUCAGCGGAUUCUUAUAGAUGUAGAAGGUCUUGAAUGGGAUGAAGCAUGGAGGAUAGUCACAUCGACAUUUGGCUACACCAACCACACUGUCUUGCCUGAGGCGCUUGAGAAGUGGCCUGUUGGGUUGAUGCAACAUCUCCUGCCUCGUCAUCUUCAAAUUAUUUACGAUAUUAACCUUUUCUUCCUACAAAUCGUAGAGAAGAAAUUCCCUAAUGAUCGAGACAUGUUGCGCCGAGUUUCCAUUAUUGAAGAAUCUCAGCCAAAGAUGGUCCGAAUGGCGUUCCUAGCAGUUGUUGGUUCCCACAAGGUUAACGGUGUCGCUGAGCUGCACUCAGAUCUCAUCCAGACAACCAUCUUCAAAGACUUUGUUACUAUUUUUGGAGCUGACAAGUUUACCAACGUGACAAACGGAAUUACGCCACGACGAUGGUUGCACCAGGCGAAUCCUCGACUUUCAGAGCUCAUUGCCAGCAAGACUGGUGGUCACGAGUUCCUCAAGGACCUCACCCUUCUCAAUAGGCUAGAGGAGUUUGUUGAUGAUAAAGCCUUCAGAAAGGAAUGGGCUGAGAUCAAGUAUGCUAACAAGGUCCGUCUUGCGAAGUAUAUUAAGAGCACUAUGGACAUCACGGUCAACCCGUCGUCUCUAUUCGAUGUCCAGGUGAAGAGAAUCCACGAGUACAAGAGGCAACAGCUAAACAUAUUCGGCGUCAUCUACCGGUAUCUAAAACUCAAGGAAUUGAGCCCCGAAGAGAGAAAGAAGCAACUACCUCGCGUCUCGAUCUUCGGUGGAAAGGCAGCACCGGGCUAUUGGAUGGCCAAACAAAUCAUCCACCUUGUCAAUAGCGUUGGCGCUGUUGUCAACAAUGAUCCCGAUAUUGGUGAUCUCCUAAAGGUUAUUUUCCUAGAAGACUACAACGUCAGCAAGGCGGAGAUGAUUACUCCUGCGUCCGAUCUCAGCGAGCAUAUCUCGACUGCCGGUACCGAGGCCUCCGGAACCAGCAACAUGAAAUUCGUACUAAACGGUGGCUUGAUUAUCGGAACUUGCGACGGUGCCAACAUUGAAAUCACUCGUGAAAUUGGACAAGAAAACAUCUUCCUUUUUGGCACACUGUCCGAGGACGUUGAGGAUCUACGACAUGCCCAUACUUACGGCACACAUGCUGUUGAUGCUGGUCUUAACCAGGUAUUCGAAGCUAUUAAGAGCGGUACGUUCGGUGACUCGAACGAUUUCAACGCGCUCAUCUCAGCUGUCCGCGACCACGGUGAUUAUUACCUAGUAUCAGACGACUUCCAGUCGUACCUCGACACGCAGAAGAUGGUGGACGAGGAGUACCGUAACCAGGAUGAGUGGGUAUCCAAGUGUAUCCGUAGUGUAGCUAGAAUGGGCUUCUUCAGCUCCGAUAGGUGCAUCAACGAGUACGCGGAGGGUAUCUGGAACGUGGAGCCCCUAGCCGUUGGUGGCGAUUAAAGGGUGUAUUGCCGCGAUGCCUAUGUACUUACCUAGGUACGCCACAUAUAGCGAUAGCUCCUGGAUCCAGGCCGGGCGAGUUCCAAACGAGGAAUGGAUAAUGAUAGGUUUGAGGCAGGUUAAGAUCAUGCGUAUGAGAGGUUUGGUUAUGAAUACCUAGCAUCCUAAGUAUCAAUUAUACGAUAUUUCUUGACUACUUACACAAUGUUGUCUCAUUUAUCAUGCUGUACGUCGUCAAUUGGUGCAUCCAAUACCGGGAAGAAGCCUUCUGUUCAGAUCCAUGACUUCAAGCUGUGGAUGUUCUGUCUUCGGGAUAGAGAUUUUGUUUUUGUCUACCUACACAGAUACUACCUACCUGCCCAUCUAGUUACCUAGGCACAGCGGAUACAGACCUAUGCGAUGAAACCAAGUGCCAAGGAGUUGGGUAGAGGUC